AUGGCUCUGCACACGUUUACACAACUGCUCUUCCGUUAAUACGAACAGAUCAUUACAUUAUGACGUUGGCCUACUCGACCAACAGUAUGUGAAAUGCUGCUGAUAAUACUGCUGUAGUUAACCUAUUAGUUCAUGUGGCAUAGCGCUGGGCUCUAAUAUUUGUGUUUCAAAACCUAGCAGUGGAAAUUGAAUUACUUAAUAUAUGUGAAAAUGUCCGGAUCCAGAAUUAUUUUAAAGGUGAGGGGUCACUGUGCUUGACACUGGAAUUCGAGACUCCCUAAAAACCCAGGGCAUGGACCGAACUAUACGUGACAAGCGGAAUUUGCUGGAGCUGAAGAAGCUGUAUCGGCUUGGACGCGUGUUUCCGGUAGGGCAGCAUAUACGUCACGAUGCUUCUAACGAUAGUAAUUGUAGUCUGCGUCACUGCCGCCAUCAUCUGGAUUUUGGACAGAACGUCUUGGCAAACACCUAUACUAUUUUACAAACGCACGCCGUUUACCGACUACAUCGUAAAAGCAGUUCCACGCCUCUCGUCGCCGUACAAAUCCACAUUCUACCUGAGUCUCAACCGCCAUUUACACACCGCUGCUGCAACAUACUUCACCUACUUCAACAAAAUGCAUAGCAGUAGACAGCAUUUGAAACUGCAAGAUGGCGGUGUCGUAGCCAUUGAUUGGCCAAAACCGGACAUGCUUGACAAUGACGACAAAGACGAUCGACCAAUCAUAAUACUCUGUCUAGGAAUGGAAGGCUGUAUUAAGUUGGCAUAUCAUAUUGCCUGUGGGGCUUCAAAACGGGGGUUUCGCACGGCUGUUUUCAACAAACGAGGUCACGGAGGAACUCAUCUGCUUACCCCCAAGCUACAAAGUUUCGGCGACCCCACGGACUUUAAACAGGUCGUGGAGUAUGUGCAUCAAACCUAUCCACAUUCAAAACUACUGGGUCUCUCUUACAGUGCAGGGGGAGGUCCUCUCAUGUCGUACUUGGGUGCGGAGGGAGACAGGUCGUUAAUAACAGCAACGGUGCAUGUUUCUGCUGGAUUUAAUCCAUUGGAACAGUCGAGGACUCUUCACUGGUUAUACGAAUCCAUUAUGGUCAAAGGACUCAAGCAAAUAGUUCAGCAGCACUCGCAUGUCGUGUCCUCUCACAUCGACAUGGAUAAGGUCUUGAGGUGUAAGUCUUUGCCAGAGUUUGACGAAAACGUCUACUGCAAAUUUUACAACCACAGUACUCUCGAAGAGUACUGGGACCACAAUGAUCCUCUGCGGAAUCAAGCAAAUGUUAGAAGUCCCGCGCUGUUUCUCAACAGUGUUGACGAUCCAGUUUUGUUUGAACAUUUUAUUCCUUACGACAUGAUAAAAGAACACCCCGACUGGAUGCUGGCACGAGUAAACAAAGGAGGUCAUUGUGGUUUUCGAGAAGGGUUAAGUGCUGCACCGUGGGCCGAGUGCGUGGCGCUGGACUAUUUCAAAGCUGUAUUAAAGUAUGAACCAAAGUAGCUUAAAAAUACUUUUCUCAUUCCUCGAAUAUGCACGUUCUUCAAACCUCUUGAAUGUUAAUACUCACAAUAAAGAAUAAAUAGGCCUACGUGAUAUAUUAUAAUGUGACAGAUUUAAAACUAUUAUGCAAAUUAUAAGAGAAGACAUCUGUUUUUCAAACAUUCCAUAUCGGCACAUUGCCUUCAUUUUGUUGUUUCAUAAAAGGUUUUACUCGUGACAUUUGAAGUACAUAGUCCUGAAUAAAAACAAUUUGAAUUAAAAGUUUACACAUUCUAACGCUAAAA
Gigantopelta aegis is the source of this 1783-nucleotide messenger RNA. Its product is annotated as phospholipase ABHD3-like. Gene Ontology annotation, molecular function: monoacylglycerol lipase activity; short-chain carboxylesterase activity. Bases 390 to 1499 code for a protein of 369 amino acids. Lineage: Eukaryota; Metazoa; Mollusca; Gastropoda; Neomphalida; Peltospiridae. The transcript has 2 exons. The record is from RefSeq and is a predicted model, not a curated record.